GGAACGUAGCGGACGCUGUUGAAUGAAAAUCUUCAGUUGUUGGUACCUUUCUCUCUUUCUCUUUCACACUCACUUUCUCACUUGUUAAUUCUCGCGAGGAAUCAAUCUUCGCACAUCACUGUGUAUCCACUGUAACUAGUUUCAACAUACCUGUUGCAAGCAGAACCUGUCCACAAUGUUUCUUAGUUUUUGUUCUAUCUGCAAAACUUGAUCAACUGGGACUCAUUCACCAUCGUUAUACAUCAUUUUCCUACUUCAAUCAUGGCUUCACUUCUGAAUACUGUGUCACCAGCUGCAAAUUUAUCCCCCAAAACCAAACGACCCACUUGUGGCGGUUUCUUGCACUCCCAGGUUCCGAAUCUUCACACUUUUUCCAUGAACAAGGGUUUUUCUAGGGUUUCGGCUUCGACCCAGAUUGCCAUUACCCCAAAAGAUGCGGUUUUUAAUCUCCCCAAUUGGAGAGGUGGGAGGAAUGACCCUAGGGACAAAGAGUUAAGGGUCUAUGAUGCAUUUCUCCAUUUAGAGUAUUUGGUGGGUAAGGGCCAAAAGCCAGAGGUGACUCAAGCAACUCAGCUUUUGUAUGAUCUUUGCAAGUUUAACAAAGCUAGAAAGGCUGUUAAGGUGAUGGAUAUGAUGGUUGAUUCAGGUAUUAUACCUGAUGCAGCCUCUUAUACAUACUUGGUCAAUUUUCUAUGCAGGAGAGGCAAUGUUGGGUAUGCUCUUCAGUUGGUUGAGAAGAUGGAGGGGCAUGGUCUUCCAACUAAUACUGUUACCUAUAACACUCUUGUUAAAGGCCUUUGCAUGCAUGGUAACUUGAAGCAGAGCUUGCAGCUUUUGGAUAAGUUGAGAAAGAAGGGCUUGGUUCCAAAUGCAUUCACAUUUUCUUUCCUUCUCCAAGCGGCGUACAAGGAAAGGGGAGUGGAUGAGGCCAUGAAGCUUCUUGAUGAGAUAAUUGCCCAGGGUGGAGAGCCUAAUUUGGUUAGUUACAAUGUGCUGUUAACUGGGUUGUGCAAGGAAGAGAGAACUGAAGAAGCUAUCAGGCUUUUCAGGGAAUUGCCUGCAAAAGGGUUCAGUCCUAGUGUUGUGAGUUACAACAUUUUGCUGAGGAGCUUGUGCUAUGAAGGGCGGUGGGAGGAAGCUAACGAACUUCUUGCAGAGAUGGAUAAAAGGGACCAGUCUCCCUCGGUGGUCACUUACAACAUAUUGAUUACUUCACUUUCAUUUCACGGAAGAACAGAACAAGCUUUUCAGGUUUUGGAUGAAAUGACAAGGAGUGGAUUCAAGGUGAGUGCUACUAGCUAUAAUCCGAUUGUUGCACGACUCUGCAAGGAAGGGAAAGUGGAUCUUGUUGUUCAAUGCAUAGACCAAAUGAUUCACCGGCGUUGUAAUCCUAAUGAUGGAACGUACUGUGCUGUUGCAAUGCUGUGUGAGCAAGGUAAAGUACAGGAGGCUUUCUUUAUAAUCCAAAACUUGAGUAAUAAACAAAGCAACCCCAUGCAUGAUUUUUACAAAAACGUGAUUGCAAGCCUGUGUAGGAAAGGGAACACAUAUGCAGCCUUUCAGAUGUUAUACGAAAUGACAAAGUAUGGAUUUACUCCAGAUUCCUUUACUUAUUCAUCUAUGAUAAGAGGAAUGUGUAGGGAGGGAAUGCUAGAUGAGGCUCUUAAGGUAUUCAGGAUUUUGGAAGAAAAUGACCACGUUCCUAAUAUUGAUAACUACAACGCACUUAUACUUGGAUUUUGCAAAGCUCGGAGAACAGACAUAUCAAUAGAGAUAUUUCUGAUGAUGGUUAACAAAGGAUGUGUGCCUAAUGAGAAUACCUAUACCAUUAUUGUGGAAGGACUUGCUUUUGAAGAGAAGACAGAUAUAGCUGCAGACCUGUUGAAAGAGUUGUGUGGGAAGGAGGUUCUGAGCCAAAGUACUGUUGAAAGGCUUUGUAUGCAAUUCGACUUCAAGGAAUUAAUAGCAGCAGAAUAUGCUCGUUCUCCGUGGAUGGAUGGUGGUGUAUCUACAAAAGACACUCUGAUGUCCAAAUCAUCUCAGUAUAAUACCUUUAUCCAAAAGUCUACAUCAGAAUCAAAAGAACAUUUAGAGAUAAGAAGAUAUUCUAGGAAUUUUUUGUUCUAUCUGCAAAACUUGAUCAACUUGGACUCAUUCACCAUCGUUAUACAUCAUUUUCCUACUUCAAUCAUGGCUUCACUUCUGAAUACUGUGUCACCAGCUGCAAAUUUAUCCCCUAAAACCAAACGACCCACUUGUGGCGGUUUCUUGCACUCCCAGGUUCCGAAUCUUCACACUUUUUCCAUGAACAAGGGUUUUUCUAGGGUUUCGGCUUCGACCCAGAUUGCCAUUACCCCAAAAGAUGCGGUUUUUAAUCUCCCCAAUUGGAGAGGUGGGAGGAAUGACCCUAGGGACAAAGAGUUAAGGGUCUAUGAUGCAUUUCUCCAUUUAGAGUAUUUGGUGGGUAAGGGCCAAAAGCCAGAGGUGACUCAAGCAACUCAGCUUUUGUAUGAUCUUUGCAAGUUUAACAAAGCUAGAAAGGCUGUUAAGGUGAUGGAUAUGAUGGUUGAUUCAGGUAUUAUACCUGAUGCAGCCUCUUAUACAUACUUGGUCAAUUUUCUAUGCAGGAGAGGCAAUGUUGGGUAUGCUCUUCAGUUGGUUGAGAAGAUGGAGGGGCAUGGUCUUCCAACUAAUACUGUUACCUAUAACACUCUUGUUAAAGGCCUUUGCAUGCAUGGUAACUUGAAGCAGAGCUUGCAGCUUUUGGAUAAGUUGAGAAAGAAGGGCUUGGUUCCAAAUGCAUUCACAUUUUCUUUCCUUCUCCAAGCGGCGUACAAGGAAAGGGGAGUGGAUGAGGCCAUGAAGCUUCUUGAUGAGAUAAUUGCCCAGGGUGGAGAGCCUAAUUUGGUUAGUUACAAUGUGCUGUUAACUGGGUUGUGCAAGGAAGAGAGAACUGAAGAAGCUAUCAGGCUUUUCAGGGAAUUGCCUGCAAAAGGGUUCAGUCCUAGUGUUGUGAGUUACAACAUUUUGCUGAGGAGCUUGUGCUAUGAAGGGCGGUGGGAGGAAGCUAACGAACUUCUUGCAGAGAUGGAUAAAAGGGACCAGUCUCCCUCGGUGGUCACUUACAACAUAUUGAUUACUUCACUUUCAUUUCACGGAAGAACAGAACAAGCUUUUCAGGUUUUGGAUGAAAUGACAAGGAGUGGAUUCAAGGUGAGUGCUACUAGCUAUAAUCCGAUUGUUGCACGACUCUGCAAGGAAGGGAAAGUGGAUCUUGUUGUUCAAUGCAUAGACCAAAUGAUUCACCGGCGUUGUAAUCCUAAUGAUGGAACGUACUGUGCUGUUGCAAUGCUGUGUGAGCAAGGUAAAGUACAGGAGGCUUUCUUUAUAAUCCAAAACUUGAGUAAUAAACAAAGCAACCCCAUGCAUGAUUUUUACAAAAACGUGAUUGCAAGCCUGUGUAGGAAAGGGAACACAUAUGCAGCCUUUCAGAUGUUAUACGAAAUGACAAAGUAUGGAUUUACUCCAGAUUCCUUUACUUAUUCAUCUAUGAUAAGAGGAAUGUGUAGGGAGGGAAUGCUAGAUGAGGCUCUUAAGGUAUUCAGGAUUUUGGAAGAAAAUGACCACGUUCCUAAUAUUGAUAACUACAACGCACUUAUACUUGGAUUUUGCAAAGCUCGGAGAACAGACAUAUCAAUAGAGAUAUUUCUGAUGAUGGUUAACAAAGGAUGUGUGCCUAAUGAGAAUACCUAUACCAUUAUUGUGGAAGGACUUGCUUUUGAAGAGAAGACAGAUAUAGCUGCAGACCUGUUGAAAGAGUUGUGUGGGAAGGAGGUUCUGAGCCAAAGUACUGUUGAAAGGCUUUGUAUGCAAUUCGACUUCAAGGAAUUAAUAGCAGCAGAAUAGUGACAUAUACCCCUAACAGAAAGUAGGUAGGCCUAUGACUGCCUUCAGAUGUUAAUUAGGUAAGUAAAACAAGUUACCAAAUGCUUGCAAUUUUGAUUGAACAUAGUGUCUAGAGAUGAAUAAUGAAAAGGCUCAAGCAGAUAAUAUAAUGCUGAUUGCAUUCUCUCCCUUGCUUUAGAUUUAACAUAUUUUGGCAAUUUGAAUUCUUCGAAUGAUCUGUAUUAUCCAUUUGUAGGUUUGUUUUUUGGUAAUAAAUUAUUUUCCAUGCCA
This is a messenger RNA of Vigna umbellata (rice bean), 4176 nucleotides long. NCBI's taxonomy places the organism in Eukaryota, Viridiplantae, Streptophyta, Magnoliopsida, Fabales, Fabaceae. The record is from RefSeq and is a predicted model, not a curated record.